AAGUGUGUGAACAGGGAACCACUUAGCAGGGGGGAAAUGGUGAUGCUGUGCACCAAAGGAAUGGUUCUUCAGGACGCGCAUGCUCCGUGUCAGCAGGUAGACUCAUCGGAGUGCUUCCGGGCAUCCUAAGUGUGCAAGGAGCCACAGGUACCCUGGCUUCCCCAGCAAUCCCUGCUCAGUCAGUUGACUCCAAGUGCUAUUAAAAAAAACCUGGGGGAGGGGGACUUCUCGCAUCCUCUCAGCUUUCUGAUUAAUCAUUUAGGUGGGAAACCAAAGCCUCCUCAGGUAAAAAGAUAUGUGAACUCCAGGUCAGUAUCACAAUCCUGCCCUAAAUAUAUGACAUUCUUUCCCCUGCAGGACGGCAGGGGAGAGCGGGCUGGGUAAAAACAAAUUAUUUUCAUUCAGUCACUGUUUCCUAGCAACCAAAAAAAAAAAAAAAAAGCCUGUGCUUUCCUGAUGUCUGGCAAGCACCAGCCCAAGCCCAUGACGUUAGGUGCUCCAGCACGCCUCCAGAAGCAGGGAGAGAAGAAAAGCUCCGGAAUCGGUCUCCGGUUGCUUAUAGGCUCAGAGAGGCUGGGUCUUCCCCGAGGAUAUCAGGUGCAGUGUAAGCUACAGAUACCUGCUCAGCUGGACAAGACUUUAAUCAUGGAGAGAAAGCUCCUAAAGAAGGAAAUUAAAAAGCUCCUGGGAGAUUAUAUUGGCAUCAGACUUCGGGAAAAUGAAUUUGACCCAAAAGGAAGAAGGCAACUCACCUUUCUAGAUGAUAUGGCACACUAUGAUUUGGCCAUCAAUGUCGCUUUGCAAUGGCUGGAUCACUCAGAAGACUUAACUUGGCUCGAGUGGGAAAAAGUGAAAAUGCCAUUUCAUGACAGACCUGUAUAUCCAAACCGGAAAGAAAGAGAAGCAAUGAUUUUAUCAUCUUAUGCUGGAAUCCUAAUGAACAGUAUCCCAAUUGAGGAAGUCUUUAAAAUGUAUGGAGCUGAUUCUUCUACCAAUUCUAGGGCUACAAAGGUUCCCCGAGCUCCACCUCUCCGCCUCUCCCUGCAUCCCUUUGCCAUGUUAACAGCGCCCCACGCCGCAGAAUACGCCCGCAAGCAGAGUGUCAAAUUAAGAAGGGGAACGACAAAUAAAAAUGCCACCGGCCGCUCUGCAAGGGAAUCAAAUGCCACAGCGUGGAAAUCAUCAAAAAAUGUACCGUUGGACGCCCAGCCAAGGAACAAAGUCACUUAGAAACUUGGAACUGCACCAUGGAAGUUCAUAAUAAAGCCUCUGGGAGAGGAAAAGAAACAUCCUAACACUGCAACUCUAGCCGGCACAUUUUUCUUUAAAGUCAGCUUGUGGUACAAAACUUAUUGAAGUGUUACUUUGGAUGUUGGGCUUUCUUCUCUUAGAAUCCAAUUGUGUGGCUCUAUUGUGUUGUUGUUGUUGUUGUUAAGUGUAUAUCCUAUGCUGCUUCAUUGUA
Mustela erminea (ermine) is the source of this 1462-nucleotide messenger RNA. It is a transcript of the gene C8H2orf80, whose product is annotated as chromosome 8 C2orf80 homolog. NCBI's taxonomy places the organism in Eukaryota, Metazoa, Chordata, Mammalia, Carnivora, Mustelidae. The transcript is spliced from 9 exons. The record is from RefSeq and is a predicted model, not a curated record. Bases 457 to 1230 code for a protein of 257 amino acids.